CAGAAUUAUUUGGUUAUCACUGAAUGUGACCACUGCGGUUUCAUUAAUACCACCAGAACUAUUACUUCGCAGCCGAAGCUUGACGUAAAACUUCCUUGUGGUAACACGUACGUUUUCACAGUCAAAGCACAAACAAAACGUGGUAUUAGUGGGGGCAGCAAGGUCUAUCUUGAAAUAAAGCCUUCAGUUGGUGCAGUUACUAACCUGAUGGUUAACUUCAUUGGUGGAGGAGAAGACACAAACGGCACAGAUUGGUCAAAAGAACGUGAGAAGGGUUUUCUGUUGACAUGGAAUGCCCCACAUGAUGUAAAGACUUCUGAUAUUAAGGUAGUAGAUUGUCUUACUUCGAACGUUUGCCCUUAGACCUAAUUAGGAUCUCAUGCACACUCAAGUUUGUUAGAACGGCCUUGAACAGAAUAAUAAAUAGUAUCACCACAGAAAAUACUGAUCAGUAGCUUUUCAGUUAAAGUGGCACACGAUAGAACUUCAUCCACCACUCAAAAGUAAAAACCACUUUGUGUAAUGAACGGUGCCACAGGAAAGUCAGUACUGAUGAGUGGCUUUCAUUGGAAUCAACACACACCGGAACUUCAUCCACAGACUCGACACAGACUCAAAUUAAGAACUACAUUGUAUAGUUUAAUAAACAGUGCCAAAGGAAAGUAUUGCUCAGAAGCUUUUGUAUGAAUUGCCACUCCCUAGGGCUUUAUCCAAAGACUCCAAAGGUAGAACUACCUUACAAAGCAAGUAAAAAUAUAUAUAGAUAUACGAAAGUGCUUAUUUUAUUUUAUUUUAUUUAUUUAUUUAUUCAUUUCUAUUUUUGCUACACAAAAUUUACAAAGAAAGAAAGAAAAAAUACUGAUUACAGAGCGAAAGUGGCGAGGAAGCCCUAAAUAGAAACCACGUACAGGGCUUAUAACGUAAGGCUUCCACAAUUACAACUCAUGAUGGCUACACAUGUACAGCUAUGACAAUUCUCUGUAGCUGUCAUUUAAAUGGUUACACCAUAAGACUUUCAUCCACAGACUUAGAAGUAAGAACCACCUUAUAAAGCAUAAAAAUCACAUCGAAUUACUGCUCCGUAAUUCUUAUCCACAGACUCAAAAGUUAAGAACCAUCCCUCCAUAUUUUUAUAUUUUUCCGUCGGUUGUUUAUUUAUUUAUUUAUUUAUUUUAGUUCUACGAAAUAAUAGUAAGGAACCAAAACAAAGGACAGCUUGUUACUCUUACGAAAACGGAUGCAAAAUCAACGAAC
Porites lobata is the source of this 1254-nucleotide messenger RNA. The record is from the annotation of a GenBank genome assembly. NCBI's taxonomy places the organism in Eukaryota, Metazoa, Cnidaria, Anthozoa, Scleractinia, Poritidae.